ACACGCAGCCGCAGGUAAGAAGACAAACAAGGACAGGUGUGUAUACACAAAAGAUACAGAAUAGAAUAGAAAGCGACUCGACUCGCCGACUCGUUGAAAGACAGAGAGAGAGAGAGAGACAGUGGCAGAAAUCUAUUCAUCUCAUCUUCGUCUUCCUUUUUUUCAUCUUCUUCUCUGAUUCGAGAGUCAGAUCCAGUAGUGAAGAAGAGACGAUUAACCGCCAUGGUUAUUAGAGAGAAAGAGCAAAUCCCUACUAAGGAGAAGAAGCUCCUCGUCGGCGUCAUAUGGAACUUCUCCGCAGAGCUCAAGCUCAUUUUCAUGGCGUUUAUCGUUUUAUGCACUUUAGCCACUCUCUUACCUUUGAUACCUUCUUCAUUCUCUCUCUCCGCCUCCGAUUUUCGCUUCUGCAUCUCACGCUUCUCCCCCGCCGUUCCCGAUAACACCACAUCCACCUCCGUGGAAGAGUUACCGGAAAUCACGACGGAGAAGACCACGGUGGAGCUAGAUCGAGUGUUGGAUAACGGCGUUAUCAAACGGUCGUUUACUGGCUACGGCUCUGCAGCUUAUAACUUCGUCUCCAUGAGCGCCUACAGAGGCGGCGUUAACACUUUCGCCGUCAUCGGCUUGUCGUCGAAACCCCUCCACGUGUACGGCCAACCUUCUUACCGCUGCGAGUGGGUCCCUCUCGACCCGACUCAGGACCCGAUUUCUACAGACGGGUUUAAAAUCCUAACCGAUUGGGGAUACGGACGGAUCUACACGACCGUCGUCGUCAACUGCACAUUCCCAUCAGUCGCCGCCGUGAAUCCCGAAAACUCCGGCGGAAACCUCAUCCUCCACGCCACCACCGGAGAUCCAGACCGAAACCUCACCGAUUCGAUCCCAGUCCUAACGGAACCCCCAAACUCCGUCGAUUUCGAGCUAUACAACUCCACAUCUCGUCCUAAAAAGUACGAUUACCUCUACUGCGGCUCGUCUCUCUACGGGAACCUAAGCCCGCAGCGAGUGAGGGAGUGGAUCGCGUACCACUUGCGGUUCUUCGGCGAACGGUCGCAUUUCGUGCUCCACGACGCCGGAGGGAUUCACGAGGAAGUGUUCGAGGUCUUACGGCCGUGGAUUGAGCUCGGGCGCGUGACGGUGCACGAUAUCAGGGAACAAGAGCGGUUCGAUGGGUACUAUCAUAACCAGUUCAUGGUUGUAAACGAUUGCUUGCAUAGGUAUAGAUUCAUGUCCAAGUGGAUGUUCUUCUUCGACGUUGACGAGUUUAUCUACGUUCCUCCGAAGAACACGAUCUCCUCGGUUAUGGAAUCCUUGGAGGAAUAUUCUCAGUUCACUAUUGAGCAGAUGCCGAUGAGUAGUAAGAUCUGUUACUCCGGCGACGGUCCCGCGAGAACAUACAGGAAAUGGGGAUUUGAGAAACUGGCAUAUAGAGACGUCAAGAAGGUUCCAAGACGAGACCGUAAGUACGCGGUGCAGCCGAGUAAUGUAUUCGCGACGGGAGUUCACAUGUCUCAGAAUCUACAAGGCAAAACAUACCACAAGGCAGAGAGCAAGAUCCGUUACUUCCACUACCACGGCUCCAUCUCUCAGCGCCGUGAGCCUUGCCGUCAACUUUUCAACGACUCUCAAGUUGUUUUCGAGAACAAUCCUUACGUGCUCGACACUACGAUCCGUGACGUUGGCCUCGCCGUGAAGACGUUCGAGAUGAGAAAGAUCGGUGACCGGCUGCUUCGGACUCGGCAAUGAAAAUAUAGUAUAGUUAAGAAAUGAAUUGUGAAUGUAUUUUCCUCGUUAGAAAGAAUUAGAGUUGUCAAGAUGGGUCAGAUGUUUACUUUUAUUGUUUUUCUUUUGGGGUAUUCUUUUAUUGUAUCAUAAUUUGGGUAUGGGUUCAUAAAUAUAGCAUAAACUCUUCUUUGGUAUAGCAUUUCUGUAUGGAUUAGAAAAAAAGGUUUCUUUUAAGUAUAUAAAAUUAGUAAGAAUAAUUGCGGAGAAAGAUCUCAAACGGCAU
Thlaspi arvense is the source of this 2008-nucleotide messenger RNA. NCBI's taxonomy places the organism in Eukaryota, Viridiplantae, Streptophyta, Magnoliopsida, Brassicales, Brassicaceae. The record is from the annotation of a GenBank genome assembly.